Messenger RNA from Nyctereutes procyonoides (raccoon dog), 1653 nucleotides. RefSeq names its product basic proline-rich protein-like. The record is from RefSeq and is a predicted model, not a curated record. NCBI's taxonomy places the organism in Eukaryota, Metazoa, Chordata, Mammalia, Carnivora, Canidae. The coding region runs from base 1 to 1653 and encodes 550 amino acids. The transcript is spliced from 4 exons.
AUGAGGGGCGGGCAGCGUCUCAGGGACCCGGAUGCGCCGGUCGGGAUAUGCACACAGACACGCGGCGUGGCCCCGUCCCGCACUCGGCCUGCCUCCCGGGACCGACUCUGGGCUGGGGUGUGGGGUCCCCCGGGGCUCUUCCACAUCCUCACCGGGAUUCCCAGCAGUACCCGGGGCCCUCCCCUCUGCCCACGUGUCCUAGGCCCUGCUCCUGACGCCAGGGGCCCCCAGUGCCUCGGGAGGCCCGGAUGUGGAGAUUCCAUCCCUUGCCUCCCCUCCUGCUUCGCGCCGGGGCCCUCCUCUCCGUCUACCUCCAUCUGCUCCCGCCACACCCAGGCUCUGCACCCAGGCUUCGGGUACCCGGAUGUGCCAGGCCUGCUGCACCUGCCGCCUCCAUCUGGCCCCAUCCCGCUGCUGCGCGGCCUUCCCGGGGUGACCGUGGGCCCUGCCCUCCGCCGGGUCCCCUCUGUCCCCCUCAGGGUCCAUCCCUCAGUCCCCAUAGCCCCGGGACCCGCCCCUCCAUCCUCAGCGUCUGCUCCCGCCACACCGGGCCUCCUGCUCUCUGGCUACCCGGAUGUGCCAGGCCUGCCGCACCUGCCGCCUCCAUCUGGCCCCAUCCCGCUCCUCCGUGGCCUCCCCGGGGUGACCGUGGGCCCUGACCUUCGCCGGGGCCCCUUUGUCCUUGUCAAUGCAUCUACUCCCGCCACACCGGGCCUCCUGCUCUCUGGCUACCUGGAUGUGCCAGGCCUGCCGCACCUGCCGCCUCCAUCUGGCCCCAUCCCGCUCCUGCGCGGCCUUCCCGGACUGACCGUGGGCCCUGCCCUCAACCGGGUCCCCUCUGUCCCCCUCAGGAUCCAUCCCUCGCCUCCCCUUAGCCCCUGGACCCUCCCUCCCCCCUCACCGCCUGCUCCCGCCACAGCAGGCCUCAAGCUCUCGGGUACCCGGAUGUGCCAGGCCUGCCGCACCCGCCGCCACCAUCCGGCCCCAUCCCGCUCCCCCGCGGCCUUCCCGGGCUCCUCAGCCGUGGUCUCUGAGCACCUAAGAGCCGCUCCUAGUGCCAAGUCUCUCAGAGACCCGGAUGCAGAAUUGGGCCCUCAUCACGUGUUUGAUCCCCCAUCAACCCCCCCCACCUUCCGGGGACAGACCCCCCUGGAGUCUAGGGUUCCGCAUCCCGCCCCUCCUCCCCCUGCUCACCGGAAAUCCCUGCGGCGCCUGGGUCCCCCGCCCCCCUCUGCCCACCGUCCAGGCCCCGCUCCUGACGCCAAGGAACCCCAGUCUCUUAGGGACCCAGACGGGAAAGUCCGACCGCCGGACACCUGCCCAACGGAAGAUCUCCAGAGGGCAAAGAGGGGGGGGGUGCUCCCAUCCCUGGAGACCCUCCGCCGGGUCCCCUCUGUCCCCCUCAGGGUCCAUCCCUCGCCUCCCCAUAGCCCCGGGACCCUCCCUCCGCCCUCAGCGUCUGCUCCCGCCACACCGGGCCUCCUGCUCUCUGGCUACCUGGAUGUGCCAGGCCUGCCGCACCUGCCGCCUCCAUCUGGCCCCAUCCCGCUCCCCCGCGGCCUUCCCGGGCUGACGUUUCUGAAGUCCCGAGUCCCUCCAUCAUCCCUCCAUAUCUUCACCAGGAGGACCUGGGUCCACGCUCUGUCCACCUGA